AUGGACUGCGAUUUGUUCGCUGCGUGGUGGAGCAGCAGCACCAGAGUAGUCUCCAGGAUUUUUCGGGGGUCAGCAGCUGAUGCGCCGGGGCCAUCGCCAAUGAGGCCAGCCAUACCGAUUCACCAGAAGCAGGCGGGGCUGGCUGCUAGCAAGCUAAGCGUGGGGACCUCGAAGAAGCACAGGGCCUUUGUCGCCAGCGAUGAGCAGUGGUACAACAAGAUUUUUGACCCGUCAAGCGACUUCAUCUUGAAAUGGAAUCGCAUCUUCCUCUUCUCCUGCUUCGUCGCGCUAUUUAUAGACCCCCUCUACUUCUAUGUGCCGAAGAUCAGCUACGCCAGCCCCAAAUUAUGUGUGGGAACAGACACCCGUUUCGCCGUCGGUGUUACAUUCUUCAGAUCGAUUGCCGAUUUAUUGUGUGUCUUGCACAUCAUAAUAAAGUUCAGAACAGCAUAUAUCAACCCGAGCUCGACUCUGAGGGUGUUUGGAAGAGGAGACCUUGUCACAGAUCCCAAGGAAAUUGCGUGCAAAUAUAUCAGAUCUGACUUAGCUGUUGAUGUGGCGGCUGCAUUGCCUUUGCCACAGAUUAUUGUUUGGUUUGUGAUACCAGCCAUAAAGUAUUCCUCUGCUGAGCACAACAAUAACAUUUUGGUGCUCAUAGUUCUUGCUCAGUAUCUUCCAAGAUUGUACCUGAUAUUCCCCUUAACUUAUGAAAUUGUCAAAGCUACUGGAGUUGUCGCAAAGACCGCUUGGGAAGGGGCUGCAUACAACAUGGUGCUCUAUCUGAUAGCUAGUCAUGUUCUAGGUGCACUAUGGUAUCUGCUAUCUGUUGAUCGCCAGACAUUCUGCUGGAAGACGAGUUGCUUGAGUGAAACUGAUUGUCAUAUUAAGUACCUAGAUUGUGACACGACACUUAAUGCUACUUGGGCGAAUACAACUGCUGUCUUCAGUCAAUGUAAUGCUAGCGAUAACACUAUUAGUUUUGAUUUUGGUAUGUUUGGGCCUGCAUUGUCUAAUCAAGCCCCUGCUCAAAGUUUUGCAAUGAAGUAUUUCUAUUCCCUCUGGUGGGGGUUGCAGAAUUUAAGCUGCUACGGUCAGACUCUUAGUGUGAGUACCUAUCUUGGUGAGACACUGUAUUGUAUAUUCUUGGCGGUACUUGGUCUUGUCUUGUUUGCGCAUUUGAUUGGAAAUGUGCAGACCUACCUGCAAUCUAUUACUGUGAGGGUUGAGGAAUGGAGAUUAAAGCAAAGAGAUACUGAGGAAUGGAUGAGACAUCGUCAACUUCCUUCUGAACUGAGGGAAAGGGUGAGACGAUUUAUCCAGUACAAGUGGCUUGCAACUAGGGGUGUGAACGAAGAGUCAAUAUUGCAAGCUCUGCCUGCAGACCUUCGACGUGACAUUAAGCGCCACCUUUGCCUGGGUCUUGUUCGACGGGUUCCAUUUUUCUCCCAGAUGGAUGAUCAACUUCUUGAUGCCAUCUGUGAGCGUCUUGUAUCAUCACUGUGCACAAAAGGCACAUACAUUGUCCGUGAAGGCGAUCCAGUGACUGAGAUGCUCUUCAUCAUCCGUGGAAAAUUGGAAAGCUCCACAACAAAUGGUGGCCGCACUGGCUUCUUCAAUUCAAUUACCCUGAAACCUGGUGAUUUUUGUGGUGAGGAACUUCUUGGAUGGGCUCUUGUCCCCAGGCCUACUACAAACUUGCCAUCAUCCACUCGGACAGUGAAGGCACUGAUAGAAGUGGAGGCCUUUGCACUCCAGGCCGAGGAUCUCAAGUUUGUUGCCAGCCAGUUCAGGCGGCUGCACAGCAAGAAGUUGCAACACACUUUCCGGUAUUACUCGCACCACUGGAGAACAUGGGCAUCAUGCUUCAUCCAAGCUGCUUGGAGACGGUACAAGAGGAGGAAGAUGGCAAAGGACCUGAGUAUGAGGGAGUCGUUCAAUUCCAUUAGAUUAGAUGAAGUGGAUAAUGAAGAAGACGAUUCUCUGCCCAAGAAUAGUCUUGCUCAAAAAUUCAUAGCUAGGACUAGAAAAGUGCCUAAAAACAUGAAAGAGUUGCCUAAGCUAACGAAGCCAGAUGAGCCAGAUUUCUCAGCUGAACCUGAAGACUAG
Molecule: messenger RNA, 2106 nt
Organism: Miscanthus lutarioriparius
Lineage: Eukaryota; Viridiplantae; Streptophyta; Magnoliopsida; Poales; Poaceae
Source: the annotation of a GenBank genome assembly